UAUUUCAAGAAACAACACAUACAUUAAGUUGAAUAGUGAUUCCUUAAUGCAUGCCAUGGAAGUUCAACUUUCCUUUGUUCUUAUUCCAUUCUUUGUGUUGUUACUUUUGCAUUGGCUUACAAAACAUUACAAGCCAAAAACCAUUGCUUACAAAUUGCCCCCUGGUCCAAGAAAGUUACCUCUCAUUGGAAACCUUCAUCAACUAGCAUUUGCAUCCAAACUUCCACAUCACGCUCUCAAAAUACUUUCACACAAAUAUGGACCUCUCAUGCACUUACAACUUGGUGAAAUUUCUACAGUUAUUGUUUCAUCUCCCAAGUUCGCCAAAGAAGUCAUGAAAACACAUGAUGUUGUUUUUGCUAAUAGGCCAAAACUUCUUUCACCUCAAAUUUUGGCUUAUGGUUUCAAAGAUAUUGUAUUUUCUCCAUAUGGUGAUUAUUGGAGACAAAUGAGAAAAAUAUGUGUCUUAGAGGUUCUUAGUGUCAAAAGGGUCCAAUCAUUUUCUUAUAUUAGAGAAGAUGAGACAACAAAAUUCAUAAAAUCAAUUAAAUCAUUUUCAGGCUCAACAAUUAAUCUCACUAGUAGAAUAUUUUCAGUGAUAAAUUCAAUUAUUUCAAGAGCAGCAUUUGGUGAUAAAUCAGAGGAUCAAGAUGAAUUUGUGAGUUUGAUUAGAAAAGCAAUAGCAUUGUCAGGAGGACUUGAGCUUGAUGAUUUGUUUCCUUCAAUGAAACCUAUUCAUAUACUAACAGGGAUGAAAUCAAAAUUUGAGAAAAUUCAUAAACGUGUAGACAAAAUCUUAGACAAUGUUGUAAGAAAACAUGAAGAAAAGAGAGCAAUAACAAAAGAUGAGAAGAAAAUUGAAGCAGAGAAGGAAGAUCUUGUGGAUGUUCUUUUGAGAGUUCAACAAAGUGGCAGCCUUGAUAUCCAAAUGACAAUAAAUAACAUCAAAGCUGUGAUUUGGGACAUAUUUGUAGCUGGAACUGAUACAUCAUCAACAACAAUAGAGUGGAGUAUGUCAGAAAUGAUGAAAAAUCCAAGAGUGAGGGAUAAGGCACAAGCUGAAUUAAGAGAAGCAUUCAGAGGAAAGGACAAAAUAUGUGAAACUGAUAUGCAUCAACUUACUUACUUAAAUUUAGUAAUCAAAGAAACAUUGAGAUUGCAUCCACCUUCUCCUUUGUUGGUCCCUAGAGAAUGCUAUGAAUUAACCAAUAUUGAUGGAUAUGACAUUCCAAAAAAGACUACAAUCUUGAUAAAUGCAUGGGCAAUGGGAAGAGAUCCUGAACAUUGGAGUGAUGCUGAGAGGUUUAUUCCAGAGAGAUUUGAUGGUAGUUUUAUUGAUUUCAAAGGGAAUAAUUUUGAGUAUAUUCCUUUUGGAGCUGGAAGGAGAAUGUGUCCUGGCAUGUCAUUUGGUUUAGCAAGUGUUAUGUUUCCUUUGGCUCUAUUACUUUAUCAUUUCAAUUGGGAACUCCCAAAUCAUAUGAAACCUCAUGAUUUUGAUAUGAUUGAACAUUUUGGAAUGACAGUUGGAAGGAAAAAUGAGUUGUGUUUGAUUCCAACUGUUUAUGAUGUCUAAGUAUCAAUUGAUGUUAACUAUAUGUCAUGUAAUUUUAGAAAUAAAAGUUGAACCUUAGUAAUUGGACACAAUGAUACAAAUAGAGAUAAUAAAUGUUGUAGUAUUUGGCCAUUGGAACCUUUGUGAUCACUAUAGUUCACAUUUUCAAGCACAUGAAAUAAAAGUUUUAUUUUCUCUAA
This is a messenger RNA of Cicer arietinum (chickpea), 1752 nucleotides long. RefSeq names its product cytochrome P450 71D8-like. The record is from RefSeq and is a predicted model, not a curated record. Gene Ontology annotation, molecular function: monooxygenase activity; heme binding; oxidoreductase activity, acting on paired donors, with incorporation or reduction of molecular oxygen. Lineage: Eukaryota; Viridiplantae; Streptophyta; Magnoliopsida; Fabales; Fabaceae.